UGUCAAGUAGCUUCUGAACGACUGUUUCAAACCCCGCAAAACAUUUAAAAAACGCUCAAAAUAUUGAAUUAAAUUUUAUUAAAAUUAUCACUGAAACAAGACUGAAAUGAGUGCAAAAGUAACUGUAAUUCAUUGGUUCCGUAAAGGACUUCGUGUCCAUGAUAAUCCAGCAUUAGUUAAAGCGAUAGAUGGGGCUAUAAAAAGAAAGGCUUAUUUGAGACCAAUAUUUAUGCUUGAUCCAGGUAUUGUAAAAUGGAUGACUGUUGGAGCGAAUAGAUGGCGAUUUUUACAAGAAACGUUAGCAGAUCUCGAUAAGAAUUUAAGGAAGUUAAAUACAAGACUAUACGUUGUGCGCGGAAAUCCAAAGGAUCAUUUCCCAAAGCUUUUUGAAAAGUGGAAUGUCCAAUUGAUUACAUUUGAGCAUGACAUUGAACCAUAUUCUGUUAAACGCGAUCAAAUACUCUUAAAAGAUGCUGAACGUUUUAAUGUAGAAGUUAUGAUCGAAUAUUCUCUUACUGUCUUUAAUCCAGAAUUAGUGAUUAAGAAGAAUAAAGGCUCAGUACCAAUGACAUUUCAAAAGUUUCUGUCUGUUGCUAGUGAGCUGAAAGUUCCACAACCGGCUGAAAAUCCAAAUAAAGUACCCAAAUCGUGUGAACCAGAACUGGAUGAUCUUGAAGAAAAAUCUAUAGACUGUUAUAAUGUACCUACUCUUAAACAAAUGGGUGUAAGUGUAGAAGAAUUAAGUAAAGCUUCUAAGUUUCCUGGAGGUGAAACGGAAGCCUUAAGAAGAAUGACUGAUACAAUGAAACAAGUGGAUUACGUUUGUAAAUUUGAAAAGCCUAAUACUGCACCAAACUCACUCGAACCAUCUACUACUGUAUUGUCACCAUACCUUAAAUUUGGAGCAUUAAGUGUGCGACUAUUUUAUCAUGAAAUUAAAUUAGCCUACAAAGGUAGAAAGCAUUCACAACCACCAGUUUCACUUGAAGCUCAAGUGAUAUGGAGAGAAUUUUAUUAUUGCGUUGGAUCUGCUACACCAAAUUUUGAUCGAAUGGUUGGCAAUAGAAUUUGUGCUCAAAUCCCAUGGGUACACAAUCAAACUUACCUUGAUGCUUGGAAAAAUGGGAUGACAGGCUAUCCAUUUAUUGAUGCUAUAAUGCGCCAGUUAAAACAAGAAGGUUGGAUUCACCAUUUAGCUAGACAUGCAGUUGCAUGUUUUUUAACAAGAGGCGAUCUUUGGAUAAAUUGGGAAGAAGGACAGAAAGUUUUUGAAGAAUAUUUACUUGAUGCAGAUUGGGCACUGAAUGCUGGAAACUGGAUGUGGUUAAGUGCUUCUGCAUUCUUUCAUCAAUACUUUCGAGUCUACAGUCCAAUAGCUUUUGGGAAAAAGACUGAUUCACAAGCUGACAAUUUGGGCUUUAUUGACAUACACAAUUUAUUUAUUGAGCCAUAGUGAAGGCGCAGUUAUACGACCUAAGGAGAUAGAGACAGAUGAAAUUUCGCCAUAUUUAAAAGCAUUUAGCAGUCAUGAUCGAUUGCGGAUAGCAGAAUAUGAGAGACUGAAGCGAUCUUUAAUGCAUUUUAAACCUAUAGAUUGGAAUGUUGUUGUACAACCUCGAAUAAGUGAUACUGACAGCUCAUCAUCGUAGUGAUAAAAAAUUGUUAUUAAUUUAUUUUUUUUUUUUGCUUAAAUUGUUAUAUAUUGUGAUGAUCUGGAAUCUAACUGAUAAUGAUUAUAAUUAAUAAGCAACAUCAGCAAUGAAAAAAAUACAAUUUUAAGAAUGAUUUCGCUUCAUUUAUUUUCAAAAGCAAUAACUCGACUGCUGUUUAAGUUUGAUUACUGUACAACUCGUACACAAUUCUUUAUUCGCUCGUUUGCUCGCAUACUCGUGUCACUUAUUCAAUAAAAAAAGUGUGAUCUACUGUUGAACAAUGAGAAGGCCGAAAAUUUUCGUGGAGAUUUCGUCUUUAGUUCUGACAAUGUAUGUCGUCAUAUCGCUAUUUAAAAUUUGCAGUGCUGGCCCAAAUCCAAUUACUGAUAAUGAAUCUGAUGAUAGUCUUGAACAUUCAAAUUACUAUUAUUCAUUUACUGACGAGCCAUACUGGAAGGCAUUCUCACCUUUUCUAAGGAAAAAACUAAAAAGGCAUGACUCACUAGAACGAAUGAUGUUACGAAUUAGAGAUUUGGACUUUAAGUUAAGAGAGGCAUGGACUCCAAAAGAUAAGCCUUUUACACAGCAUU
Molecule: messenger RNA, 2242 nt
Organism: Chironomus riparius
Lineage: Eukaryota; Metazoa; Arthropoda; Insecta; Diptera; Chironomidae
Source: the annotation of a GenBank genome assembly